Molecule: messenger RNA, 1725 nt
Organism: Penicillium malachiteum
Lineage: Eukaryota; Fungi; Ascomycota; Eurotiomycetes; Eurotiales; Aspergillaceae
Exons: 4
Coding region: 1-1725 (574 amino acids)
Biological process (GO): transmembrane transport
Cellular component (GO): membrane
Molecular function (GO): transmembrane transporter activity
Source: RefSeq, a predicted model, not a curated record
AUGGGACUCGAAAAGUUUAAUCCUUUCAAGAAGGAUUGCCAGAACUUCCCUGGUGUCGUAAUUCCUCUAUCGGAUGCUCCCGUCUACCCGAAUGGAGUCCCGCCUAUGGACGAGAAGGAUGAUAGCUCGGAUGCUAACAAGUCCUUGGAUCGUGCUCCCUCAACGGAGAAUGGAUCUGCUGGUUCCUUGCCGGAUACCAGUUCUCAUUUGACGAUUGAGAUCAUUCGAGCAGAAGUUGAUGCGGAAAUAGCAUCUUCUGGUCUGAACUCAAUCUAUGAUCGCAAGGCCAUGGUGAUCAACCGUGCUCUGCAGGAUAUUGGCAUGGGUCGCUACCAAUGGCAAUUAUUCUUCCUGUGUGGCUUUGGAUGGAUGGCAGACAAUCUCUGGCUUCAGGGAGUUGCCUUAACUUUGACACCUAUCGCAUAUGAAUUCGAUAUCAGUACAUCAUGGGUCCGUUUCAGCACAUGCGCUCUAUUCCUGGGUCUGUGUAUCGGUGCUUCAUUCUGGGGUAUCAUUUCCGAUAUUGUUGGCCGCCGUCUGGCAUUCAACACAACUCUUUUCUUGGCUGGUGCAUUUGGUCUAGCUGCAGGUGGUGCACCUUCCUGGAUCGGUGUUUCCGCUCUAUACUCAUGUCUCGGUCUCGGAGUUGGAGGUAAUCUACCAGUCGACGGUGCUCUGUUUCUGGAAUUUCUUCCCUGCGUCUCCGGAAACAUAUUGACCAUGUUGAGUAUCUGGUGGCCCAUUGGCCAACUCAUUUCCAGCUUGCUCGCCUGGGCUUUCAUCCCAACCUACAGCUGUCCCAGCGCCGAGGGUUGCACUAGGGAAAAGAACAUGGGCUGGCGCUACCUGGUCCUAACCCUUGGUGCUAUCACCAUGUGCAUGUGGAUUGCCCGUUUCUUCUUCUUCCACUUAUAUGAGUCCCCCAAAUUCUUGCUCUCUCGCGGACGCCAGGAGGAAGCUGUUGCUUCUGUUCACGGUAUCGCAUACCAGAACAAGGCCAAGACCUGGUUGACUACCGAGAUCCUCAACGAGAUUGGUGGUGUUUCCGAGACCAAGGAGACUGAGAAAUUACCCGUCACUGAGAUCAUCAAGCGUUUCUUCUCCAAGUUCUCCAUGGAACGUAUCGCUCCUCUCUUCGCAAACAAGCGUCUAGGCUUAACAACCGUUCUCCUUUGGUUCUGUUGGACUACCAUCGGAAUGGGAUACCCUCUCUUCAACGCCUUCCUACCCCAAUACCUUUCCCAAAGCGGUGGCUCCACUAACUCCACAUACACUACCUACCGGAACUACGCCAUCUCCUCCAUCGUCGGUGUUCCCGGCUCAAUUCUCGCUUGUUAUACUGUCGAACUGAAGUACGUUGGUCGUAAGGGAACGAUGGCUAUCGCAACUGUCAUCACUGGCGUCUUACUCUUCUGCUUCACUGCCUCGUCUACCUCGAAUGUCCAGCUCGCAUGUACAUGUCUUGAAGCUUUCUUCCAGAAUAUCAUGUACGGCGUUCUCUACGCUUAUACACCUGAAGUGUUCCCUGCACCCAACCGUGGUACUGGUUCUGGUAUCUCAAGUUGCUUGAACCGUAUUGCUGGUCUUUGUGCACCACUUGUUGCUAUCUUUGCUUCUAGUUCCAACGCCAAUGCCCCUAUCUAUGCAUCUGGUGCUUUGAUGCUUGCUGCUUUUGUGGCUAUGAUUCUCCUUCCUAUUGAGACUCGUGGAAGACAGACUCUCUAA